Paramecium sonneborni is the source of this 983-nucleotide messenger RNA. The record is from the annotation of a GenBank genome assembly. Lineage: Eukaryota; Ciliophora; Oligohymenophorea; Peniculida; Parameciidae.
AUGCCUAUUCCAAAACAAUCUAUUUAAGAGUUAUCAAAUGAUAAAUAUACGCUUUUUGAAGGUAUUAAUCCAUCAAUUAUUAAUUUAUUGUACUAAAGUUAUUAAGAUAUCUCAACAUUAAAAAAACAUCGGUUUAGUAAUAAGAACUGGUUAUGCUUCAAUGAGAGGAUAAUACUUUAGAAAUGUAUUAUUUCCUUCUCCUUCAUCAAGAGUGUUUUAUAUAAGCUUGCAAAUUUUAUUGGUUUUGGGUCUCGUUAUUUUAUCUAUUUUUAGUAUAUUACUAUCUUUAAAAUAUUACUCAAUGCAUUAUUCAAUUAAACUCUUGAUUGGAAGAUACCUUGAUGCUAUUACAUGGAUUAUACCUAUCUUUUUUUCAUUAAAUUAGACUAUAUCUUUAAUAAAUUAAAAAUAUUGUCCGAUCUAAUCCAGUAAAAACUGAAGAUCCAGGUAAAGUUGAUACAGUAUUCUUUGAUAAAACUGGAACAUUUUCUACAUUAGAAUUAUAUGCAAAAGAUUAUUAUCCACACCAAGAUUCUUUAUUAGAAAUUAUGGAUUGUUAUCAUCACUUCACAAUAAUUUAUUAAGAAUUAGAGGGAGAUCCUAUGGAAUUAGAGAUGUUUAAAUAAAGUGAUUGGAAAAUCUAUUUUGAUAAUUAAAAGUAUUUUAAAGUUCAAAAAUACAAAAAAUCUUUUUAAGUGAUAAAAAUAUUUGAAUUAAAUUCUCAUUUAUAAAGAAUGAGCGUAAUAGCAUUAAAUGAGAAAGAUAAUUAAUAUUAUUUAUUUGCAAAAGGUUCACCUCAAAAAAUAAUUGAAUUAUCAAAUAAGAAAUUUGAUAAAUCUAUUUUAGAAUAAUAACUUUAAAAAUUUACUUAUGAAGGUUUAAGAGUGAUUGGCUUAUCAUAUAAAUUAUUAAAUUAAGAUUAAAUUCAUUUCUAGAGAGAUAUCUUAGAAAGUUAAUUAAAUUUUAGUGUAUAUUUACUUUGA